Messenger RNA from Trematosphaeria pertusa, 498 nucleotides. RefSeq lists its product as uncharacterized. The record is from RefSeq and is a predicted model, not a curated record. The coding region runs from base 126 to 395 and encodes 89 amino acids. The transcript has a single exon. Lineage: Eukaryota; Fungi; Ascomycota; Dothideomycetes; Pleosporales; Trematosphaeriaceae.
CUAUUGAGCGGCAUUAGCAGCAUGGUCUUUCGGACGCGCUGUUGGUACACACCUCGUAUGCCGAGCGCUCGGGUCAGCUCUGUGUUGAACGGCAUUCUGAAAGAGUGAAUAAGGACAGAGGGGCUAUGAGCAGGAGGAAAUGGUUGCAGGUACUCCGAAGAGCUUGGAGACUGACGGCGAUUAUAUGGAGUCUCUUACGCGCGUUACUGUGCGGUGCUGAUGAUGUCUGGGGUGCCGUGGGGAGGAGCGAGCGACCUGGGCUAAGCCGAGGAGCCGAGGUAGGACCCGAUCAGGAGCGGAUGGAUACUAAUCUCCGUCGACUCCAUCGAGCACGAGUCGAGGCAUCUGAAUGGCGUGCAAAAGAGCUGUACAGCAUCAUUGGGAGGUGGCUCUGACGGGAGUAGUCGGUAGAUUGCGGCAAGGCGAGGGUUUUCUGGGCCCUGGGUCGUGGUUUCCUCAUGCGCGUGAAGCGGGGUCUUUCACGAGGCAAGCACCCCC